AUGUUGCUGUGGUCAGUAUGGAGCGCAAUAUUGCUACUGACCCCGCUGGAGGCUGCAGAGGAGGAGGAUGUCCGAGCAGGCUGCAGCACGGCUGUAAAUGACCUGGUCUAUAUUGUCGAUGGCUCGUGGAGCGUCGGCUUCUCUGACUUUGACACGGCCAAGCUGUGGCUAAUCAACAUCACCAGCCAGUUUGACAUCAGUUCCCACUACACACAGGUGGCUGUGAUCCAGUACAGCGACACUCCUCGUCUGGAGAUUCCUCUGGGGAAACACCAGGGUGGAGUAGAGCUCAUCCAGGCCAUAAAGAGCAUCACCUACCUGGGAGGAAACACGCAGACCGGCAGGGCCAUCAAGUUUGCCGUGGACCACGUCUUCCCCUCCUCCCAAAGAGGCAACCAGGUCAAGAACCGCAUCGCUGUGGUGGUUACUGAUGGCAAAUCUCAGGAUGACGUGGUGGAUGCCAGCAUGGAGGCACGAGCUCAGGGCAUCACGGUAUUUGCUGUUGGAGUUGGCAGUGAGAUCACCACCUCAGAGCUGGUAUCCAUCGCCAAUAGACCAUCAUCCACCUAUGUCUUAUAUGCUGAAGAUUACACCACCAUCGACCGUAUCCGAGACUCUAUGGAGCAGAAACUCUGUGAAGAGUCUGUGUGUCCCACACGAAUCCCGGUGGCAUCUCGUGAUGAGAAAGGCUUCGAGCUGAUGGUGGGUAUGAACAUUCAGAAGAAGGCCAAGAAGAUCCCAGGCUCUCUGAUUUCUGAGGCAGCCUAUGCUCUGACCGCCUCCACAGACAUUACUGAGACCACCAGGGAGAUUUUCCCAGAAGGCCUUCCUCCAUCCUAUGUGUUCGUAGCCACCCUGCGUCUAAAGGGACCCGCUAGCCAGCUGACCUUUGACCUUUGGAGGGUGCUGUCCAAGGAUAAAGAGAUCCAGGCUGCAGUGACACUAAGUGGGAAGGACAAAACUGUCUUCUUCACCACGACCAGCAUAAAGGAAAAGGAGCAGAGAGUCAUCUUUAAAGCCGGCUUUGAGGCUUUGUAUGAUGGAAAGUGGCAUCAGCUCAAACUCCUGGUGAGACCAACCCAGGUCACCAGUUUCCUUGACGAUCAAGUGAUCCGGGAAAUGAUGCUGGAACCGGUGGAGCCCAUUUACAUCAACGGGGAGACACAGGUGGCCAAGAGGCGAGGAACAGACAUCACUGUGCCUGUGGAGAUUCAGAAGCUGCGUCUGUACUGUGACCCUCAUCAGAGUGAGAGAGAAACAGCCUGUGAGAUUUACUCUGUGGAUGAUGAAAGGUGUCCUUUGAAUCGAACAGAAACAGCGGAGGAAGAGGAUUGCAACUGUGUAGUCGGGCCACCAGGGGAGCGUGGCCUGCCAGGACGCAUGGGUUUCCGAGGGGAAAAAGGGAGGGAAGGACCACCAGGACCUGAUGGUAAGCCUGGUAAAGAUGGGAUACCUGGGGUACCUGGCCCUCCUGGAUUACCAGGACUGAAGGGUGAAAGUGGCCCGGCGGGACUAAGAGGGGAUUCAGGUCCAGAAGGUCUCAAGGGUGACAGAGGGGAGCCAGGUUUAUCAGGAGAGCCAGGACCCCCAGGACCCAAGGGUCUUCCUGGUGAUAGAGGUGAGCCGGGACCUCCAGGAGAAGCUGGACCGAUGGGGGAGCCGGGACUGCCGGGGAUGGGCGGACUGGUUGGGCCGCCAGGACCAAAGGGGGAGAGAGGAGUCAUUGGGCCACCUGGUGCUGCUGGAGCUCAAGGCCCCCCGGGUGUCCAGGGACCUCCUGGCGAAGCAGGCCCAAGCGGACCUCAGGGAGUGGUAGGGGUGCCUGGACCACGAGGACCGCCUGGAAUAAACGGAACACUGGGAAUCCAAGGGCCCCGGGGGCCGCCCGGAGAGAUCGGCCGCGAUGGUCCCAAGGGGACGUGUGGCGAUCCAGGGCUCACCGGUCCUCACGGUCCACCAGGCCAGAAGGGCUCCCCAGGAGAGCCGGGCUUUCCAGGGCUGCCGGGUGACAUGGGGAUGCCGGGGUUCAAAGGUCACAAGGGGGAGAGAGGAGAGCCAGGCCCUAAAGGAAAUCAGGGGGAGCGAGGCAGAGAUGGAGAGCCGGGGACUCCUGGUGUACCUGGCGAAGUGGGACCCAGGGGAAGGAAAGGAGAGCCAGGAGUGACAGGUGAUGUAGGCCAAAGGGGGCCUGAAGGAAAGAAAGGGGACAUGGGCCACAUGGGUGCUGUUGGUCCCAGGGGAUUUCCUGGCCAGGAUGGGUUGCCAGGCCAACCAGGCCAACCAGGAUAUCCGGGGAAACCUGGCAAGCCUCCCUCAGAUGAACAUCUUCUAAAGCUCUGCACUGAUGUUCUGCGUAAUCAACUUCCAGCUCUGCUCCAGACUCUGGCCCCCCCAGCUAGGUGUGAACCCUGCCAGAGUGUGAAAGGACCUCCGGGCGAUCCAGGAGCACCAGGACCCAAAGGCUCAAUGGGAACUCCGGGCUACCCUGGCAGGAGUGGCAAUCCCGGUUACCCAGGACCUCCUGGAAGGCAGGGUCCCGUAGGCCUGAAAGGUGACAUGGGACCAAGAGGGCUCAAAGGCAGCAAAGGAGAAGGUUACAUCGGACCUCCAGGACCACCUGGACAGCCAGGGAUUCAAGGCCCCCGCGGCUUCGAUGGCAUCGGCCAUCCAGGAAACCAGGGAAUCCCAGGAAAACCAGGACCACCAGGAGAUCCUGGCAAACGGGGCAACCCAGGGGUUCCAGGGGUGUGUGAUGUUUCCAUGUGCUAUCAGACCUACAACCUCAGGGAACAUUACAGCAAAGGACCCAACGUCUGAUGACACAGCAGCCUGGGAGAGGCUGCCACUGAAAACACCCGCGGGGAGGAGAUUUACUGUAAUACUGACUUCCAGAGACGUGUCUGACUGGUGACUCCUUUAUGACAAAGUGUGUGUGGAGAACAGCUGCACUGGAGGCAGAAAUGACCUUAUUAGUUGAGUUUAACUGAAAUAGGCUGGGCAUUGAUUCAUGAUCACAGAAUUGAUGAUGAAAGACGGUCCGCAGUCUAGCGACCAAGCUUACUGAGGCUACUUUACACUUUAAACCUGCAGAGGUUUAAACAGCAGGUGGUGAGGUCUAAUCAGGAGGAAGUCAGAUGAGCGCCAAAAUGGUUGUAACUGACUUUUGUUGGUUCUUGUGUAAAUAGAAACAAUAUAGGAUUGGGAAUAACAUUAAAAAUAGCUACCUCCUCUUUUACCUGAGUUACUCUUUAUGUUUAAGUUAAUGUUACUGAAGGCUUUGCUAAUGCUUCCAGGCUAACAUCACCAGCAGUUCCAUCGAAUUUCAAGGCAACACCCAAUGCGCAGAAAACAUAUAUCGGCUUCUCAUUUGGUAAGGCUAAUAAGCAGUGCAAGACAAGUGCAACCCCCCGCCCAAAUAUUUCUGUUUCUAUAUGGUAUUUGU
This is a messenger RNA of Epinephelus fuscoguttatus (brown-marbled grouper), 3442 nucleotides long. Its product is annotated as collagen alpha-1(XXI) chain. Lineage: Eukaryota; Metazoa; Chordata; Actinopteri; Perciformes; Serranidae. Bases 1 to 2817 code for a protein of 938 amino acids. The transcript has 31 exons. The record is from RefSeq and is a predicted model, not a curated record.